This is a messenger RNA of Arabidopsis arenosa, 1417 nucleotides long. The record is from the annotation of a GenBank genome assembly. Lineage: Eukaryota; Viridiplantae; Streptophyta; Magnoliopsida; Brassicales; Brassicaceae.
AUUUCAGAUAUAUUUGAUGUGAUCAUCGACAAAAUGGAAAGUAAUACGUUCAAGAGUGACAAUAUAAAAAGUAUCAUCACUUUAUACGAAGCGUCGUUUCUCUCCACGAAAACGGAUACUAAAUUGCAUAAAGUCAUCAGACCUUUUGCAACAGAACAAAUAAGAAAAUACGUUGAUGAUGAAAGUGAAACUUACAACAUUAAGGUACGUGAGAUGGCAAUCCAUGCGUUAGAAAUACCGUACCAUUGGAGAAUGAGAAGGCUAGAGACAAGAUGGUACAUAGAUGAAUACGAGAAGAAACAUGACAUGAAUCCUUUUUUGGCCGAAUUCGCCAAAAUCGAUUUCAAUAUCGUACAAAGUGCUCAUCAAGAAGAUGUCAAAUACGUUUCCUGUUGGUGGAAGGAAACAGGUUUGGGUAGUCAACUUCCCUUUGUAAGAGACAGAAUUGUUGAGAAUUAUUUUUGGACCGUUGGAAUGAUAUACGAACCACAAUUUGGAUAUAUCCGACGGAUCGUGGCUAUAGUUGCUGCACUAAUUACAGUUAUCGAUGACAUCUACGAUAUCUAUGGUACUCCUGAAGAACUUGAGCUCUUCACUGCUAUGGUUGAAAAUUGGGAUGUAAAUCGUCUCGAUGAACUCCCCGAAUACAUGAAGUUGUGUUUUCUAACAUUGUACAAUGAAAUCAAUGCCAUGGGAUGUGAUGUUCUCAAAAAUAAAAAUAUUGACGUCAUACCUUAUUUCAAAAAAUCGUGGGCAGAUUUAUGUAAAGCAUAUCUAGCGGAAGCAAAGUGGUACAAAGGAGGAUGCAAACCAAGCUUGGAAGAAUACAUGCAAAAUGCUUGGAUUUCAAUUUCUGCUCCAGUAAUGUUAAUCCACAGUUACUGUGCUUUAUCUGACCAAAUCUCGGUUCAAAUUUUGGAGUCUUUGGUCCAAAAACGACAAGACGUCGUCCGAUGCUCUGCCACUGUGCUCCGUCUAGCUAAUGACCUUGCAACUUCGCCGGAUGAAUUGGCGAGAGGAGACGUUCUCAAAUCGGUCCAGUGUUACAUGCAUGAGACCGGAGUUUCGGAGGAAGAGGCACGCGCGCAUGUGAAGCAGAUGAUAAGUCACACGUGGGACGAGAUGAACUAUGAAGCACGAACGGCGGCGCGCAGUUCUUCCUUACUUUCUCGACGUUUUGUGGAAACUGCAAUGAAUUUGGCACGCAUGUCGCAAUGCAUGUAUCAACAUGGCGAUGGUCAUGGCUGUCCUGACAAAGCCAAGAUCGUUGAUCGUGUCCAAACCUUGCUCGUUGAUCCAAUCCCAUUAGAUUAAAUUACACUAUAAUAAGUUUUAAUAGUAACAAAACAAGUUAUAUUAUAUUUUGUAUGGGAUGUUGGAUUACGAAACUGAUUUGAAAUAAAAGUAUCGAUUUUCA